AUGGCGGAAGCAAUCGAAGAAUACGGUAUUGCGAAGCAAAUCGGCUAUCAUACCGGCGAUAAUGCUACUUCAAACGAUACCUAUUUGAAACAUCUCUCACAAAUGCUACAGGAUAAAUACGGUGUAUCUUUCCAUCCCAGCCAGCGUCGAAUCCGAUGCAUCGCUCAUAUCAUAAAUCUCUCCCUUCAAGCCUUUCUCCUUGCGUCCUCGAAAGAAGCUUUACGCGCAGCACUUGCCGCUGCUAGCGACGUGACCGGCGCCGAGAUGUACGAACAAUUCUACUUCACACUAUAUUAUAUAUCCGCCAACGAGCCAGCAUCGCGGUCUGAAGGUUCGGGACAGCAAGAACAGUCUUUCAGUAAGAUAUGGAAGGGAAAGGCUAAAAGGGCCGCUCGGAAGCCCCCCGAUUUCAAGGAUGACAACUUCAGAGGCUGGCAAACCAUCCCGGCGAUGCGUAAACUACAUAACAUUGCGGUCUGGCUUCGAAAUUCAUCUAUCCACAGUGAUCUAUGGGAGGAUCGAGUAGGCUUGCGGCUUGGGAUCGAUAACGACACCCGAUGGAACUCUUGGUAUAAGCUGAUCGAUAAUCUUAUCAGAAGGCAACAGGGUUCGGAUCAAUUCAACGAGCAUCAAUAUAACACCUCGUUGAUAGAUAAUAGAUGA
Fusarium poae is the source of this 663-nucleotide messenger RNA. RefSeq lists its product as uncharacterized. Lineage: Eukaryota; Fungi; Ascomycota; Sordariomycetes; Hypocreales; Nectriaceae. The record is from RefSeq and is a predicted model, not a curated record. Bases 1 to 663 code for a protein of 220 amino acids. The transcript has 2 exons.